CCCAUCAGUGCCUGAUCAGGACUCGUGCAGCAGGCGGGCAGCGCCAUGCUCGACGAAGAUUCCGCUGAGGUCGCCGGAAUAAAGCCAAAGGUGCUUCUGGAAGUGGGCGAGAAGCGGACGGCAAAGGGAGCCGCAAAGGACCCUUAUAUUCAAAAGAGACGGGCUCAGGGCUUUUACUCGUGCACCUGCCCCUCAUGGCGCAACAGCAAAGGUCCUGAGGCGGAGAGAACGUGCUCGCAUCUCAAGAGCCUGCUCGGCGAGGCUUACGAGGCUGCGCGGAUCGAAGAUGCCAAAAACGACAAACCAGUUCUGUCGCAGCAGUCGCCGGGAAAUAGGAAGCGGAAAGAGAGAGAAGAAUUUCCGGGUCUCGACGAUUCCUUUCCACACGCUGAGGGUAGUGAGCAGGAUGGCUUGCGGCGGGAGAAGAGGCUUCAGAAUUGGAACGAACGAAAUACCAAUGGCCCCCGCGGUCUCAAUGGAGGGAGUGAGCUGUUGCUGGCGACAAAGUGGCCAGAAGACAAGGAUCCGAGCGGAUACUGGAUCUCGGAGAAGCUCGACGGGGUGCGCGCAUGGUGGGAUGGCUCGCGCAUGUGGGCACGAUCGGGCCGGCCCUGGAAUCCGCCGGAAUGGUUCAAGCAGAAGCUUCCCCAGGACAUGCACCUCGAUGGCGAGUUAUGGAUUCGAAGGGAUGCCUUUGACAUGACAUCGGGCCUCUGCAGGCGUUUUGAUAAUGAGAGCUGGACUCAGAUUAAUUUCAUGGUAUUUGACUACACCAAUGCGUCGCUUCUAUACGAAGAGAGGCUCAAAGAGCUCAAACGUCGGCUACCCGAUGGCGAGCUGUCCCCUGACCAGGUGCAGUCGGCCAGUCGCGGCGGACACAUCUGUGUCUUGCCGGCCGUCAAGUGCGAGAGCCGUUCACACUUGCACGAGCUCAUGUUCAAGGUCCUCGACUCGGGCGGUGAGGGCUUGAUGCUGCGGCAGCCGAGAUCAAAAUACGAAUUCAAGAGAAGCAAGACACUAUACAAGUACAAGCACUGGUACGAUGCCGAGGGCCUUGUUGUCGGACAGGAAUACGGCGAGGGCGAGCACAAGGGGCGCAUGGGAGCCGUGGUAAUGGAGAUGGAGAGCGGCAAUAGACUCACCGUCGGGUCGGGAUUUACUCAUGCGCAGCGAGACGCUUGGCAGCCCAGCGUGGGCAAGAUCAUCCGCUAUCGCUUCCAGGAGCUUAGCCACGAUGGCUUGCCUCGUUUCCCAAUCUACGAGGGCGUCGCAACGGACAAGGUUCGACCUCGCGAUGCAAUCGUCCGUUCGACGCAGUACCGCGCAGCGGCUUCGCUGUCGCAGGCAGGCCCUUCGACGCCAACGAAAAGGCAACGACAUUGAGAGACCGCCUCGUCACUUGAAACUGCAUUCAUUGUACAUUAUCACUACACUGGAGCGUCGCUCUUUCUCGCAUCUGUAUCUCCUCUUAGCAUCUAGCAACCCAAUCAUUUUAUAC
Acaromyces ingoldii is the source of this 1498-nucleotide messenger RNA. RefSeq names its product DNA ligase/mRNA capping enzyme. The record is from RefSeq and is a predicted model, not a curated record. Gene Ontology annotation, molecular function: ATP binding; DNA ligase (ATP) activity. Lineage: Eukaryota; Fungi; Basidiomycota; Exobasidiomycetes; Exobasidiales; Cryptobasidiaceae. Gene Ontology annotation, biological process: DNA recombination; DNA repair. Bases 46 to 1383 code for a protein of 445 amino acids. The transcript has 4 exons.